Salmo salar (Atlantic salmon) is the source of this 2320-nucleotide messenger RNA. It is a transcript of the gene lnpa, whose product is annotated as limb and neural patterns a. The record is from RefSeq and is a predicted model, not a curated record. Gene Ontology annotation, biological process: endoplasmic reticulum tubular network organization. NCBI's taxonomy places the organism in Eukaryota, Metazoa, Chordata, Actinopteri, Salmoniformes, Salmonidae. Gene Ontology annotation, cellular component: endoplasmic reticulum tubular network.
UGCUGUUAGGGGCACGUUUGCGUGGCGUAUGACGUCAUAAGUGUGUCGCGCAUGUUCUUCCGGCCCUAAUAUAUAACCAACAAUAUAGAGUUCAUUUUCGUUUCAGUCACAGAUGAACUUCGGACAAUAAUACUGUCCAGGUGAAGAGAUUCCACUGGGGGACUUCAAAAUCAGAGGACUCUAAAAAGACUGACUUCAUUUGGUCCUCAACAUGGGGGUUGUAAUAUCCCGGUUUAGGACUAAGCCAUCAACUGUAGAGGUCUUGGAAGGAAUUGAUAAGGAUAUCCAGGCUUGUGAGGAAUGUCAAGAACUGUAUCAAAAACAGUUGAAGUUAUGGGUGUGGAGACUGCUUCAGUACUCAUCUCUUCUUUACCUGAUGGCCAGCAUAAUUGUGUAUCUUUGGUACCUUCCUGAACAGAUGAUUGGAAAGGUCAUAUUGGUCCUUCCUUUUGUAGUAUUUCCACUAUUUGUAUGGCUCCUUCGAAAGGGGCUGCUCACUCUUUUUAAAAGAAGAACAGAAAAAAACAAUGAAAAAUUGGAGGACCUCAAAUCACAAAAACGAAAAAUGCUUCUAGAGGUGAUGGAGACUGAAACAUACAAAACCGCAAAAAUUAUUCUGGAGAGAUUUGAUCCUGAUUCAAAGACAAAGGUGCCAGAAUCCAUUCCAAGUGGAACACCUAUGACUCCAAAACCCGGCCAAGAACUCCGUCAGCGGCAUGUCACUCCUCGGCCCCCGGUGGCGGUGACUCCUGCUGCAGCACGUCCUCUUCUGGCACCAGGGGCCACCCAUGCAGGACCGCCCCUCCACUCAGCUCCUGGAGGACCCCCAGAGAGAAUCCUGUCUGCUGAGGCUGCUCAGCAGAGCUUGAUGAAGAGGCCCAUGACCCCUGGCACACCUGUUCCAGGAGUUGGAAUGCACCCUCCAGGUCCACCCUUGGCCAGACCUGUUCUCCCCCGGGAUAGAGGCACCAUGGACAGGGUCAUUGAGUACUUUGUUGGCGAUGGUCCUCAGAAUAGAUAUGCCCUCAUAUGCCAGCAGUGUCUCACCCAUAACGGCAUGGCAUUAAAAGAGGAAUUUGAAUAUGUUGCCUUCAGAUGUGCAUAUUGUUAUUUCCUGAAUCCUGCGAGAAAGACCAGACCCCAAGCCCCCCGACUCUCUGAGGUCACUGCUGAGGCAAAGACGCCCUCACACGCACCCAUACCAACAUCACCAACACCCGUAGAACCAGCACCUGUAGAACCAGCACCUGAAGCUGAUGAGAGCCCCGCUACUGCAGUUGCCGAGAAGCAGCCUACUCCCCCAGCUGAAGAGGAGAUCCAGGAGUUGGUGACUCUGACCACAGAUACUGCCCCAGAAACAGAAGCGCCAGGAACUUCACAAUCUCUGCAACUCACCCCAGUGAAGUCAGAUGGGGAGCUGGAUGUAUCAGCCAUGGAGGUUGAAUAGAAUGUCAUUUCAACACAUGCAUUUAUGCUAGAGCUAUGUUCUUUUUUUUGGGGGGGGGGUUCUUUCUGUUUUUAAAGUAAACUUAAUAAUGGUUAGACUAAUGCUGUGAGGUAGAAUGGCAGAAUAACAGGCGACGGGUUUGGUAUUAACUUAAAGGUAUUUUCUUGUCAGUUGUCAUGAUACCAAUAUAUGAAUUUAAUGAUUGGAAUAAAAAUGAACAGCCAAUGCUUGAGAUUUUACAUCAUGUCCACGGCACUUUCAUGAACUGUACUUUCACUUUUAUACAUUAAGCGACAGCACACUUAGUUCAGCUAGCUAAGCGUUUAACGUUGAUGCACAUAUAGUGUGUUCUACAUACGCGGAUAAGCAAUUUCCCACAUUACUAUUGUAUUUGUGACUCGUCUAUAUCCAUGUUGUCUACAGACAUGCAUGAUGAUGAUGAUAACGAGGCAAAAUCUAGCUAAGCAGUUUUAGUCGAUGCACAUGUACGAUGAAGGUUUCUUUUUUUUUUUUUGUAAUUUAAGUAAUUUGCUACAUUGUUUUAGAAGUUUGUCUUUUGACUGAAAAGUCUUACCAUGUCUACAAAAGUGCAAAAAAUGUCCUGUCUGGUGUGAUGUGAAAUAUUUUUAGGGGGCAGAUAUUUAUAGAUACUACGGUGUACGUUAGUGCCUUUUUAACAGUAUUGUCUAGGUUUUGGGUAGUCCUAGUACAAUGGGACUAACCACGUUUACACAGUAAUAGAACAGUCAUAGUAGUUCUUAUUUAUUGCUUAAAAGGAGAAAUGAUGUACUGCUGUCCUCUGCACCUGAGUGCCUUGAUGUGUUUUAUCUUUCCACUUUGAAAUGAAUAAAGACUUGAGUCAUUGUCAGAAUG